Amoebophrya sp. A120 is the source of this 1791-nucleotide messenger RNA. The record is from the annotation of a GenBank genome assembly. NCBI's taxonomy places the organism in Eukaryota, Dinophyceae, Syndiniales, Amoebophryaceae.
GGUUGCGACCAGAAGACGAGGUGGUAAUCUAAUUAGCCCUAUCUACAUCUUGUAUGAUUUUUCAGUAGGUACAGUUACAAUGCUAGCAUCAUCUCCUCCGAUGCUGAUUAAUGCAGCAGCGGCUGGAGUUCACGUUCAACUUCAACCAGCUCAAGUGCAAAUGAAUAAAAUGAGUUGCGCAGCAGGAAGAUGAUGUGCAUGCCGCGCAUCUUUGACACCAGGAUGAAUGCGCGGCCGAGGGCGCAACAAGGGGAAUCUGAGCGAAGUGAAGACGAAGAGGAGCAGCGAGAAGAUCUCACUGCUGCUAUUGCGCCCCGGGCGUCUUCCGAGAAAAUCUCGCGUCUUCCUGUCGCUCUCCCUUUAGUCCUUCUCUCCAAGCAGAAGGAGAAAGCGACGAAGACUUCUGCCUGGUGCUGCAACAUCCACCAACGGCGAUGUGGUCCUUGCAACGGCGGAACAAGAUCAAUUUUCAAGCGAAGCUACGAAAAAUGCUCCGACAUGAUCGUGGUAUCCAGUUCUUGUUCAUCCCUCUGCGUGCGUGGUCUUCUUGCGCGGCCGUUGUUCACUCUUUCUAGCCGCUGGUGGUGGUGGUCGAAAGGAAAGGCUGGAGGAAACAAGCCAGAACUUGUUCUCCUAACGAAGAAGUUUGUCAGCGGCAAGGACAACCAGGAGCGACAAGCGGGAAAUAACCCCCAAGUAGAGCCGCAAAGAAUACAUGCCCGCACCCGCUCCGAGGACGACGCCCGAACCCAGGAAGUUGCAGGGUCGCCGAGGGUGUUGAUGUGCGGAGCAAGCGCAAGCGAAGAUGGCCAUGAGCACGACUCGCAGGGUCAUAGUGGACACGACCAUAAUAAUCAUGAUCUCCCAACAAGAGCCGAGAUGAUGACAACUGGACUGACGGGGGCCACGACGAAGAAAACCAAAACCUUUUGGCGCAAGAAGAAGAAGAAGAACGGAAAGAAGCGGGGCAUAGAGAUGAAAGAUCUAGAUCGCGCUGCAUCACCAUCGCAGCUUCCGGAGGUGGAGCCAGUGUCCUCGUCUGCUGUUCAGGACCAAAAGGAGAACUACGUGGUGGAGGUGAACGACCUCAAGGAAGAACAAAAGAAGCUCCCUGCUGGAACCGGAACGGGUAAGAAGAACACAACUGCAGAUCUUAUUUUGGGCGACGAGGGAAUAAAAUCAACCCAGGAGGUCAUGCUCAUGGAUCGGCUCGCGGUUGAUGUGUCUGACCACACAGCACCAGCAGCUUCGCCGUCCUCACAAGACGAACCCGGAACAACUGCUUGUUCUGGAUCUAGUACAUAUUUUUCAUCUGCUGAAACAACUACUACCCCAUCCUCCAGAACAACAACGCCGGCGGCACUGCAGGUCGUGGCAUCACCACUUCUUGAUGUUGGCGACAGCUGCUCAAUCCACAGCCAAAGUUUUUGUACAAGUAAGAGUAACAGAAGACGGAAGAACAAAAAAGCCGGGACGAAUGGUAAAACAACUACAGGAAAUAAUAAAACUUGCGCGCAUCUUCGCGUGAAGAGGAGCUCCUGCAGCGGCUUGACGGUGAUGAUGAAAAACAUCAACUUUUACAAGGAGAAAAUUGAAAAAACCGUGAAAAACACGGUGAAGAUGCCAAUGCGGUUCUGGCUUCUCCAGAAAUUUGUCUGCACCCCCACCAUUUGCCCAACAUUGGUUGCGCUUGCGACCCCCCCUAGCCCCGGACAGGAAGGUCCGGCCCGGACUCCGGGGUUGCCCUUUUUGAUCUCCUUCAGAGGCCCAGAGAAAGGUGGUGAAGAAUGA